Messenger RNA from Fonsecaea multimorphosa CBS 102226, 3642 nucleotides. RefSeq lists its product as uncharacterized. The coding region runs from base 1 to 3642 and encodes 1213 amino acids. Gene Ontology annotation, molecular function: protein binding. The record is from RefSeq and is a predicted model, not a curated record. Lineage: Eukaryota; Fungi; Ascomycota; Eurotiomycetes; Chaetothyriales; Herpotrichiellaceae. The transcript has 2 exons.
AUGUCGGCGCAAAUGAUUGUGCAUCCGCCGUCGAAAGAUGGUUCAAUGGUCUCGCACGAGGAUGAUAUUCCGCCUCAGCCACUGGACCAGGACGAGCAUGAGCCCGGCCACAAGGCAGGCCUAGGUAUACCCCAGAACGGCGAACCAGCUGCUGUCGACGACUCGCCCCAAUUUCCAGAUACCAUCGGGUCAAGGCACCAGGGAAAGGAAGCCUUUGCUUUUCACAAACUGCCCAUCCAGGUCCUGGAGAGAAUCCUAUGGAUGGUGGAUGCCAACAGCUUUGCUUCAUUAGCUAUUCUGAACAAGAACUGGUACAAGGCAGCACAAAAUCGAGAACUAUAUGCCCAUCAUUUGUCUCGUUGUCCAUCUUAUGCCUUGUCCAACACUGUCAUCACCGGUCCGUUUCGGAAAUUUGACCUGUACCGGCUCAAGACGAAAUUUGCAGCAGAGGUCCGGCGAAAUCUGUUCGAGGCGUACUUGCGACCUCGCCAGACUCUCAUCAACCUCAUAUCCGUCAACGCCAGUUCCUCCGCCGCAUUGCCUGGGGCAGAAGCUUUCCGCUUCUCCUUCUCUCCAAAUGGCCAGACGAUUCUUGCGAUCAGUUCCUCCCGAAUAUAUGUCAUUGACGCUGUCACAGACCCUAUCAGUGUGCGCCAUGAGCUCAAGACGAUGAGACGGCCUCUAGCGGCUUCAGUCACUGAUGAUGGCACAAUAUUGGCCGUCCUGUCCUCGAAACAUCAAGCCAAUGUAUACCACUUAACGCCAGAUGGUGUCAAGCAUGUACAGGUGCAGGUUAUGGACAAUCCACCUAGGACAAUCGCGUUGGCGCCCGAAGGCACGGUUCUAGCUGCUGCGUACGAAGGCGGGGUCGAAGUCUUUUCCCUUGCACCAAAUGCCCUUUCCACGGACCGAAGAGCGGUGCGAAGCGAGGGAGUUGAUAUCUUGAGCUUUUCAGGCGAUGGAUCGAUGCUGGUCGGCAGCACCCAGAGUCUGGAAGAACCCUCGGCUGUUGUCAUCACCGCGCCAUUUUACACCGAAAAUGAUCUAUCGCCAAAGGAGGUUCACAGCCGCAUGUGGACAACUCAGAUUCUCUUCCCACAGAUUAGCAGUAUUUGCAGCCACGCGGAAUUGCUGCAAGGCCACACAGAGGGCGACGCUAACUGGCUUUUUGCUUACGAUCACACCCUCAUGUCAUACCGGGCCGUCCGUACCGAUGACACUCGGACCGGCGUUGCCUACUUCUUAAACCCAGCGACGAGCAGACGAUUCAGCCUGCCGGCGCCAUCAACUGCACCGACUGCGACUGUGUGCGGGACUCUCGUCGUGGCUGGCUUCGCUGGGAGUGGUCUGUGGAUGUACGGCGUCCCAGAAAAGCUAGACGUCAGUCCCGACAUGGGUUCGGUGGUCGAGCGGCACGAACAGCGUCUACAAGGAAGGAUGCCGCUCACCUCUGCGACGGGCCAUCUUGAACCUUUGAUGGCAUAUUCACCCUCAAUAUCUGGAAGCAGCGAAGAUAUCGAGGACGACUCGCUGGCCGCAAAGGUCGAAUGGCGAGAAAGCCUGUUCGUCAAAUGUGAGCGGAUCAAGACGCUUGAUGGUGCCACAGCCGCCAAAUGGGUAGAGAGGUGCGAAGACAGACCGUGCUCUUUCACUGGCAAGAGGUUGGUGGUCGUUGCCCCUGGUGGUGUCGAUCAAUUUAUGGAAGAGCUCGGAGAUGAAACUAUGCCCAUUGAUGGCUCGCGUCUCUCGAUACUCGACUUCGACUAUUCGCCAUCCAAAAGUGCAGACCGCGAACUGACUAUUGAAGUGGGUGAAAAGGAGCCGGAGUUGCUCAUCGAGCGGAUGGGUGACAUGGAUAUUGAGGUGGCAAUGGAAAGGAGGCGGACGGUCAGAGAACGUGCAAGAGGAGGGAUGAGAGGCGGUCUCGGUCGCUCCGUAACUACUGCUUCUGCGACACCGGGAUCGCGCCUGAGAAGUGUCUCUCAGGCUUCCUCGCCGUUGGAUGUUGACGCACAAAUUGCUUUGGCAAACUCGACGCCAGCCCCAGUACAACAAGCCUCGCCGAAUUUGCAGAGAUCUGCCACAGCUGCUGGUUUUACUACGGCGCGGUAUCCUCCCAGACCGCCUCUGGCGCAGCAACAAGACGCUGCCAACGCCGCUUAUCACCAGCCACCUGGUCAAUUGUCAGAUGGUUGGGAGUCACCACCUCCGCCCUAUAACUCCGGAUCCCCUCAUCUUCGACCUGGAAUGACGUUGGGUUCACCUUUGAUCCAGCCACGUCCAAUGGGAGGGAUGCCCAUGCCAAUGGUAGGGAUUCCCGAGAAUGGUCAUGCUCCGGAAGUCCACCCUGGCUUUGGACAUGGCAGUCCCAUGAAUCCACAAAUUACACCUCAACAAGUCCAUAUGAUGCCGGAGAAUGCUGCUCCGAGGCAUGUUGUCGGUCAGUAUGGCACUCCCGUCACCAUGAACGACCAAUCAUUUGCUCCCACACCCGAGACAUAUCAACGGACGAGUCCAAUAUCCCACAUUGCUUCAGCAAACGCACCAUUCGUACCCUCCGCGUCUGGAGAUUCGUCAAGGCCGGUGUCGCAUGAAGGUCGAGUAUCACCCUACCAACAGACUCCAACCUCUCAGCGCCCAAAUACCUCUGAUCGCCCAUCGCCUCUGAACCCCACACAACAAAUGCCGAAUUUUUCAGACAUGGCUCCAAUCCAUAAACCCUCUUCAUCAGGGUCUGUCACCUUGACCGGAGCAAAUUUACAAGCUCGUCUCAAUCACCCAGUCCCACCAACCCCGAGCCCUCUGGAUCAAAUGUAUCUACCACAAACCAAUGAAGCCGUACAUGAAUUGGUAUCGCCACAAUCCGCACAAUCACCCGCCAUCCAGGCCAAUGGGUCCUACAGUGUUGUUCCUCCAACAGCUGACCAAAUGGCCAACCUGAAUCGUCGAGUCUCUCUGACUGCGCGCAAACCGGUUCCGCCAAUCGCGACCCAUGGGGCUAUGCAUCAAAAUGGUCCAGCACGGGAUUUGAGUGGCAGUCCCGGUGUGCCACCCUCACCACCUCGCGGUGCAUGGGGCGCCGCCGGAGUUCCAGGUUCUCCAUCUUUCAACAAGGCGAUCAAUCAGCCCAAUGGACUCAUGAGGAAUAACUCCAAGGGAAGUGGCCGUUCAAUUCCCAUAUCGGCAUCGACGCCAAAUCUCCACGCUGCGCCACCAGUUCAGACCCAACGACCGCGAAUGGGCAGACUCGACACUAUUGAUAGUGUAUCUAGCUCGUACGGACCGGGUGAACCGGGUUCGAGAUCGCACAGUGUUGCGCAAGGAAUGGUCGCUCCGAUGCCGCAACCGCAGCAAAAUCCGCAUUUCAUAUCGCAAACCCAAUCCGUACCGCAACAGGUGUAUCAGCAAAUGCCAACUCACCAAACGCGAGUCUGGGCGGGAAACGGGCCGAGUCCCGCUGAAAGUGGUAACAGACGGGCCUUGUCAGAUCCUAUGUCUGUGGAAUCUGGCAAGAAGAAGAAAGGAAAGAGAAAGAAAGGCGAGGAGGUGCCCAGAAGUCAAACGCCUAUGCCGACUAGUUCAAGAGGCGCCGAACAAGGAGGAGGUGUGAAGAAGAAGGGGGGGAGAUGUGUGGUCAUGUGA